Sciurus carolinensis (gray squirrel) is the source of this 3677-nucleotide messenger RNA. RefSeq lists its product as uncharacterized. Bases 1 to 1092 code for a protein of 363 amino acids. Lineage: Eukaryota; Metazoa; Chordata; Mammalia; Rodentia; Sciuridae. The record is from RefSeq and is a predicted model, not a curated record. The transcript has 3 exons.
AUGCUGUAUGUGAAGCUGGCGAGUGACAGGGAGAUGGCUAAAGCCGAAGACACUGGAGAGAAUCUGCACAAGGAUCUAAGAACAGUGCAAGUGACCAAAGGAACUUUGAAGAGAGGUCACAGUGAGGGACCAUCAAAGGAGCAAAGAGCAAUGCAGGCCCCACUCUCCCAGCCUCCUGUGGUGACAGACUCAGAGUGGUUGGGGCUGAGUGCAGAAGAACAAUUGGCCUGGGCUAAAAAUAUUCAAGACCCUCGGAUUGCAGUGGGUUGCUAUUCCCCACUAGAAAAGAUAAUUAAGGGUUUAGGUGGCAUCCAUUCAUCAGGAGUGAGAAAACUGUUAGUCCAAGAGUUUCAACAGGAGAAUGAAGAACUUGAAAAACUUAAGGCCACAUCUUUUGACUUCCAAUUUGCUAGAGCAGAGGAAUACUACUACCAGCAAUAUCAAGAAAUGCUGAUGGAAGAAGCAUGGGACUACAAAAUGGUUCCAAAGUUGGAAAUGAAAAUGGAGGAGGAGGAGGAGAAAUCACAAAGUGAAAAGUCAGAAGAUGCUAAAGCGUGGGGUUAUCUAGUGUCUGAAAGGGAGCUGAAUCACAUAGAGAAACACAUACACCGAGCUGAACGAGCCAGGGGCCUCAGAGACCACAAGUAUCAACUACUCCCUCAGAAACUUCCGAGUGAAAUGCUUUUCCCCAAAAUCUUAACACUGGAGGACGAAAAGAAUGAAGAGAGCCAGAAAACACACAAAACGAAAACCAGAAAGCACAAGGUAGCAUGGGCAAAGAAGCAGAUGAAGGGGCAUCAAGAUCGAAUGAUUCGAGGGAGAGAGCUCACAGAGCAAAGAAAUGAUCGAAGGGAAGCUUGGAAGCUCUCCAAUCAAGCUUCUCCUCCCCUAAAACCUCAAGUAGAGAAGGAGGAGAGAGUAUUUGAAAGGGUCACAGCUUAUCCCAUCUUCCAACCUUACCAGAAAGCACGUAUAGAAGUGAGUGUCCUGAUGGAAAAAUCAAAAGAAGAUAAAAUUAAAAUACCGCUCCGAAGGGAGUUCUUGAGUAUACCGCCAUUUCUGAGAAGUCAACUAAAAAAGAAUAAAGUUUAAAUUAUUUUUUAUUGCAUUUUUACACAUUUUAUUUAUUGAAGUAAAAUUGUAGAAAGUAGACAAAUGAAAAGGCAACUCAACAUGCAUACUUGAAAAUUAUGGUUAAGACCAUACGUUGUGUGAUUCCAUUUAUGUGAAAUGUCCAGACAAGGCAAAUUUGUAGGCAGAAAGUAGGUUAGUGGUUGGUUAGAGCUGAGGGGUAAGGAAGAUGAGGAAGGGGGAGUGAUAGCAAAUGGGUCCAGGGUUUCAGAGGACAAAAAAAUUGUCCCAAAAUAGAUUAUGACAAUGAUUGCACAACCCAUAAUUUUAAAACACUGAAUUGUUCUAAGUGGAUGAAUUGUAUGGCAAUUCAGUAAAGAUGCUUAACAAGAAAAGAAGAAAUGCUGGAGUUUAUAGAAAAGGAAGUGAGUCUGGAAAUGUAGACAAAGGGCCAGAUCCUGCAAGGCUGUGAACCAGCACUGAGAACUUCAGAUUUUUAAAAUCUUGAAGGCACUGAGCAAUCACUAAGAAAUUGAUGAGUGGUCUGGAAGAAAUCUUGGUUUGAAAGGAAGCAGAAGACACCAUGUGUGUCUGUAGCACAACCUGGGCAAAGUGGAGAAAACUGAGAGGCCAGGUGGGAAUUAGUUACUGACUGAAGUAUGGCCAGUGAGAGGCUGCAGAGGAACAGAGAUUCUAGGCUUCUGUCUGAGGAAAUAAUGUGGUAAAAGUGCCAGGACGGGGAUAUAGGGAGAUGAUUUGGGGCACGUGGGGGGUGUCAUAUAUAUGUUCAAAUCAGCCCAUAUGCUGCAAGUAUAUCUGGCUUUAUCAACAAGUUUAUGAAAAGUUUUGAGGCUGUUGAUAUUUGGGGGGUCGGAGGUUACUGGGGAUUGAAACUCAAAGGCACUUUACCACAGGGUCUCAUAAGUUGCUGAGGCUAUUCCCAAUCUUGCAGUCCUCCUGCCUCAGCCUGCUGAAUCACUGGGAUUACAGGCUCCCAGCACCCAGCUUUAAAUGUAUAUAAAUCAAGACAGCAAAAACAGUGGAAGGGGAACUAGGGAAGGAACAGUCCUCAAGGAUGUCGUUUCACAUGUCAAAUGCACAGUCUUUAUCCACUGGAAUUAAUCUGGAAAGAAAUCAGUAAAAGUGACAUAACAGAAGAUUGGUGGAAAAGGAGGUACCCCCAUGUCAUGGUUUUAGAACAGACAGAAGAGAUCUCAAGUGAUUCUUAAAGAGGUAGGAUAUAGUUUGGAGGGUGACGGUAACUUUGUUCAGAUGAGAGAUGAGUGUGUUUGAAGGAAAGCAAGGUACAGGAAGAGGGGAUAACUGAUAGAACAGUGUCUCCUAGGAGGCAGGAAGAGCUAGAAUCCAGUCUUCCAAAGAGGCACUUCUACCCCAAACACCAAAGGGAAGGAGCAAGAAAUGAUGAGAGUACAAAGUUGGAAAAUGGGAGAAAGAAUCCCAGAAAACACCACGGGCAGACUUGAAAGGCUAGGAGAGAUUUGACACAUGAGCAGGACAGAUCUAGCAUUGCUGUUGCUGAGGACAGUGGUCCAUCCUGGCUUUCCAGAGGGCCUAAUGGUCCCUGGUGUGUAAAUCCUAGGCUCAGUCAUAUGAAAUUGCUAGCAUUUGACCAUUUUUAAGCUGAAAAAAAAAAACAAUCUUUUCAUAUGGAACAACCUAUUCAUUGACUUGACCUGCUAACUUUACAGCUAGAGAUAUAAAAAGAAUUAAAAUGAUCCACAGGCAUAGUGACCUAAGUAAAAUUUUCAAUGGGAGGGGACUGGAAAAAGGAGAAACUCUCUCAUGAAGAGAAAAUAAGAAUAAAACAGAUUACAACUGUUUGUGAAUAUGGCAGUGAAUUUCCUUUAUUCAAAGACAACCAUGACAAAUUCAUUAACUAUCAAAAGCUACAUUUUACUAAAAACAAUCUGUCUUUAAAAAUGUUUAAUCAUACAAUAUAUACAAUACAUGCUGCUUUCCAUUUGGAUUUCACUAUCCGUUUAAGUCCUAAAAGGGAGAAAAAAAUAACUGAUUAACAGUUUAUAAAUGAUAAGCCAAAAGUUCAUAUAAUAUAAGUGAAAUAUAACAACUAGCCCCUCCUCAGUAAAUAGGGCCCAGGUUAAUCCACAUUAAUGUCUUAGAUCUGUUCACUUCUUUCCUUCAAAAUAUUUUGACAGCAAAUAUUGGAACAAAAGAAGUUCAAUUAAUUGAAGUACAUAUUAAGAGGUUACAUUAAAUACCAAAAAGCUCUCAAUUCUCAAAAGCACAGAAAAUUGGAGCUAGGGAAAAAAAAAAAAAACUUAAUAAUCUUAUUCAAAAAUUCCCCAAUUUUCUAGAGAGACUUAUAGAUGAGGAAAAUGAAACUGAGAUGAAGUGACUUGCUCAAGGUUUUAAAGUAGGGCAGAGUCAACAGAUUCUGGUUCUGCUUUCUAGCCACAGCUGUUGACACUAUAGAAUCCCAGAUCAUUACCAAGAUUUCUUUCUAGACAUCUUCCCCUGCAUUAGAAUGAAGGAUUAUUUCAUAGCAAAAUUCAGAUUUCAGAAAUGUCCAUUUACUAACAACAUUCCAAGGUAACUGUCCUGAGCCUCCUUUUCUUCUUUGUACC